This is a messenger RNA of Lactuca saligna, 396 nucleotides long. Lineage: Eukaryota; Viridiplantae; Streptophyta; Magnoliopsida; Asterales; Asteraceae. The record is from the annotation of a GenBank genome assembly.
AUGUCCUUGAUACUCUUUGACAGAGUCCCUCCGCAAGUUUCACCAAAGUAUAGAAUAAAUAGAAGGGUGAAGUCAACAAUUGGUCAAAGUUCGUGUGCCAAGAAGCUUAGUUUAGUUAUAUUGGAUGAGGUGGUAGAAGAUCAAGGUGGUGAUCAUGAUAAAUUGGAUGAUGUAGUACAAUAUCAGGGUGGUGAGAAUCCUAACUUAGAUGAUGUGGUACAAGAUCAAGGUGGUGAGCAUGCUAACAUGGAUGAUGUGGUACAAGAUCAAGAUGGUGAACAUGCUAACUUUGAUUAUGAUGACUUUCAUUAUGAAAACUUUGAUCAUGAUCACUUUGAUCCUUUUUAUGGAGAUCAUUAUCAACCACCAGAAGAUGAUAAUGUUGAAGACCACUAG